Messenger RNA from Hevea brasiliensis (rubber tree), 1221 nucleotides. Its product is annotated as chalcone synthase-like. The record is from RefSeq and is a predicted model, not a curated record. Gene Ontology annotation, biological process: polyketide biosynthetic process. NCBI's taxonomy places the organism in Eukaryota, Viridiplantae, Streptophyta, Magnoliopsida, Malpighiales, Euphorbiaceae. The transcript is spliced from 3 exons. The coding region runs from base 1 to 1173 and encodes 390 amino acids. Gene Ontology annotation, molecular function: acyltransferase activity, transferring groups other than amino-acyl groups.
AUGGCAUCGCCCAGGGAAAGUAUCCUCGAGCCCCGUCGAGCUAGGGGUCUGGCCAUGAUUCUGGCUAUUGGUACUGCAAAUCCGCCCAACUGCCUCUACCAGGCCGCCUAUCCAGACUUGUACUUCAAACUCACUAAAAGCGAGCACAUGGCAGAAUUAAAACAAAAGUUCAAGCGCAUUUGUGAAAAGACGACAAUAAAGAAAAGAUACAUGUACCUCACUGAAGAUAUCAUCAAGCAGAACCCUGACAUAGCUACUUACAAGGCUGCAUCACUGGACGCACGCCAAGAAAUUCUAGUUACUGAGGUUCCCAUGCUAGGUAAAGAAGCAGCUUUGAAGGCCAUAAGAGAAUGGGGCCAGCCAAUAUGUAAGAUCACACACCUUAUAUUUUGCACAUCUUCAGGGGUAAAUAUGCCUGGCGCAGACCAUCAACUUAUCAAGCUUCUUGGCCUUCAACCCUCUGUAAAAAGAAUCAUGUUGUAUCACCUUGGUUGCUUUGCAGGCGCGGCAUCCCUACGUCUGGCCAAAGAUAUUGCAGAAAACAAUGAUUUAUUUUAUAUUCUUAUCGUUUGCUCCGAAAACAUGACUUCGAGUUUCCAUGCACCUUCAGAUACCCACUUGGAUAUUCUAGUGGGCUCUGCGAUUUUCGCUGACGGCGCUGCAGAAGUAAUCGUAGGUGCAGACCCUGAUACAAGUACUGAGCGUCCGUUGUUUCAUCUUGUGCCAGCUUCUCAGACAAUUAUCCCAGAGUCAAAUGGAAUAGUAGGACAGACUCGCGAAAUGGGCCUAACUUAUUACUUGUCUAAAAGUGUGCUCCAAGUUAUUGCAGACAAUAUCGUGGAAUGGAUGACUGAAACACUAGGAAUUAUUAAGCAUUGGAACACAUUGUUUUACAUCGUUCACCCUGGUGGUCCUACCAUUCUUCAGGGGCUGGAAGAGAAACUUGGCCUGGAAAAACAGAAGCUCAGAGCAAGCCGUCAUGUGCUGAGUGAAUAUGGAAACAUGUGGAGUCCAAGUGUGCUAUUCAUUCUUGAUGAGAUGAGGAAAACAUCUAUGGAGGAAGGAAAGGCCACCACUGGAGAAGGAUUGGAUCUGGGUAUUCUGUUUGGGUUUGGCCCUGGUUUAAGUGUGGACACUGUUAUCCGGCGUAGUGUUGUUAUUCCUAGAGGGUAAUCAUUAAUUAAUUAAUCCAUGGGGUCGUCUCAUAAAUAUUGACUAUUA